This is a messenger RNA of Gongylonema pulchrum, 1654 nucleotides long. The record is from the annotation of a GenBank genome assembly. Lineage: Eukaryota; Metazoa; Nematoda; Chromadorea; Rhabditida; Gongylonematidae.
UCCCACUUAUUUUUUGUCAUUUGCUAAAGUGGCCUGAUUUUUCAAUCGUUUCUGGUGUCUGUACAUUUCUUCAAUUUAACAGGACAAUUUAUAUUGGGCUUUGUUUACCAGCUACGUACAAGCACUGAUACGUGAAGCGGAGCAUCCAGUUGAGUUUUUCGUGGAAGGCACGCGGAGUAGGUCGGGCAAGAGUUUGUAUCCGAAAUGCGGUCUUUUGCAAAUGUGCCUUGAGCCAUUCUUACGAUGUCAAAUAUAUGAUCUGAUCAAAAUCCAUCUGUGUAUUUUUGAUCUGAACUUCCGAGCGAUACUUCCCCACAACAAGCCACUUGGGACUGUGAUUUUGGAGCUUUCGACGUCACUAAACCGUAUGCUGGGGGUUGUUUGCAUCAUGAACAGGAAACGCUUCGGUAACAUUUAUGUUAAUUUUGGUCAUCCGAUCUCUAUACGAAAAUAUUUCGAAGGAAGAAUAGAACGAUUGCGCACUCCAUGGCAGGUACCCAACCACAGGUUAUCAGAGGGAGAAAAGCAAGCAGUCCGUGAAUUUGCAUUCCAUGUAAUACGUGUGCAUAAUGCGAAUAGCACGAUAACCGUUUGGCCAUACGCGUGCUUGGUUUUGUUGCAGGUACCCAACCACAGGUUAUCAGAGGGAGAAAAGCAAGCAGUCCGUGAAUUUGCAUUCCAUGUAAUACGUGUGCAUAAUGCGAAUAGCACGAUAACCGUUUGGCCGUACGCGUGCUUGGUUUUGUUGCAGAUGACAAGUGCAGAAGACGGAAGGCGGACAAUGAAGUUUGAGGAGCUGCAAACUAAAUUGGAGGAUUUCAUUCACUUGGCUCUCAAAUUAGGAUGCAAAAUUAUGAUCAAGAAGAGUGUUGCUGGCGAUUUACGAAAUAACAUUUGCAGGCAACAUUUGCAGUUACAUUCCGAAUUAUUCGUAGGUCUAAGUGGUCACCUCGCGAACGAUUCUGUUGUGGAACUCAGGCGAUUUUCAUGUCUGAGCAGUGUUGGAGCAAUAAAAUACUACAUGGAAGAAUCGCUAUGCUUGGUGGUUCUUUCUCAGUAUGCUAACCAGGUGGGCUGUUUGUUUAAAAGAUUUAAUCCGAUGACUCAUCUGAAAGUGAGCAGGAAGUUGUCUUCUUCAACGGCCGAAGAGUCGGAAAUGUUUCACGCGAAUUCCAUGGGGAAGCUGCUAGUGCUGUUUAAUCACGAAUUUGUGAUUUUUUCAACGGAGGAAGAAAUUAGUGAAUUGGCCAGUCAAUCUUUCAAUCGCUUUUUUUAUAUGGGCCUUUUCGUAAAAAUUUUUCCAAAUCGAGGCAUCCCUUUACAGCUGUUUAUCAUCAAAUAUCAAUGCGUGAUGCAGUCGCUGAUGGAACUGAAGGAAGAUCAGUUUACGGAAAAAAUGCUUUUCGACCAUUCGCUGCAGUUUGCGGUUAAUUUGCACUCAGUACAUGCGCAACAGCCGAUUUGCAUCACGUCGGAUCUAGUUCGAAAUGCAUUGCUGGCAUUAUGUAGUUUAAGCGCUGUUACGAAACAUGAUGGAAAACAAUACAUGGUUAGGAAUGACGCAUUUGAUUUGCGGAAGUGGAUACACCUUCUGGAUCGAGUCAGCUCAUGUCAACUUCCUAUUGAUAGUGCUGUUUUUGUGUCAAAGAUUUAA